GUCCAGCCGGAGGCAGCGACGUUGACUUUCUAGCCUACAAGUCUACUGUGCUGGAGCAGUGCAGGAGGAGAUGAACAUGGUGGCAUCAGGCAUCUGCCCCUUCUCAAGAGGCUAACUCCAUAAGUUAUUCCUCCUGAGACUGAGACCCAACCACUUCACCUCUGUGAUGAUCCAAUAAUUGUUCCUCUCCUUUCUCCUCCUCCUCCUCCUUCAGCUGCUGCUGCCAGAUUCAGCUGCAGCAAAUAUGGCGAUGAGGGCAAACCUGCGCAGAUUGUGGCAUGGGUCGCAACCGACGCACUCAUCGUUGGAGAGCAAAGGGAAGAGCGCACCGGCCUCGAAGCAUUCCCCUAUUAAGCUUGUAGUUGCCGCUUUGGUUGCCAUCCUUGUUAUCGUUUUCUUCAUCUCUAACAGCGCAACCUUCAGUUGGAGUGAACACGGAGUCCAUGCAGAGUCUCUCAAAACGCAGCCCUCCAAAGCACAAGCAGUGCCCGUUACACAGCCCUCCAAAGCACAAACAGUGCCAGUUACACAGCCCUCCAAAGCACAAGCAAUGCCUAUUACCUUAACCUGUUCAAACCAAACAUCACCCAUCUGCAAAAGAUCUUCCAAUCUGGUCUCAGCUCUUUCCCUCACCACUCCCCAGCAAUCCCCUACCUGUCCUGCAUACUUCCGGUGGAUUCACGAGGACUUGCGUCCUUGGAAGUCCACCGGAAUCACAAAAGAGAUGGUUGAGGGUGCUCAAAAGUUAGCGACCUUCCGUUUGGUGGUGCUUGACGGUCGAGUUUAUGUCGAGGAAUACUUUGGACAAUCCAUGACGAGGAAUGUGUUCACCCUCUGGGGCAUCCUCCAGCUUGUUAAUCGGUAUCCUGGGCGUGUCCCUGACCUUGAUCUCAUGUUCAACUGCGUGGACCAGCCGUCUGUUAGAUCUGCUGAAUAUAGCUCUUCGACUCUGCCACCGGUGUUCCACUACUGCAAGGAUGAUCAGACAUCGGAUAUACUCUUCCCUGACUGGUCCUUCUGGGGUUGGCCUGAGACCAAUAUAAAGCCAUGGGUGCCACUGAUGAAUGAGAUGAAAGCAGCGAAUGAAGAGGUGAAGUGGAUUGAUAGAGAACCCUUUGCAUUUUGGAAGGGCAAUCCGACGAUGGGCAGCAACAGGCAGGAGCUUCUGAAGUGCAAUGUCACGAAUGAACAGGACUGGAAUGCUAGGAUAUAUUCGCAGGAUUGGAAUCGGGAAGAAAAGCAAGGGUUCCAGCAAUCGAACCUGGCCAAGCAAUGCAGCCAUCGAUACAGGAUAUAUGUGGACGGUCUCGCAUGGUCAGUGAGCCAGAAGUACAUCAUGGCAUGCAACUCGCCAACAUUGUUUGUGAACACUCGCUGGUACGAGUUCUUCCAAAGAGGUCUCGUGCCGGGACAUCACUACUGGCCGAUACCAGAGAACAACAAGUGCAGGGCUAUCAAGUUUGCCGUCGACUGGGGUAAUCAGCACCAGGAGGAGGCACAAGCUAUGGGAAAGGCGAGCAGCAACUUUCUCACAGAAAAAGUGAAGAUGGACUAUGUAUAUGAUUACAUGCUGCAUGUAUUGACUGAAUACGCGAAGCUUUUGAGGUACAAGCCUACUGUACCGGAGAAAGCCACCGAGUUCUGCUUGGAGUCCAUGGCCUGCACCGCUCAGGAUAACGUGAAGAGAUUCUUGUUGGAAUCAAUGGAGAAAUCAACUCAUGUUUCAGAACCAUGCACAUUGCCUCCACCCUUCACUUCGCUGGAGCUCCAACAGCUGAGUCAGAAGACGGCUGAUGCUGUGAAGCAAGUGGAGAUGUGGGAGCAAAAAGCUUGGGUAGAACAAGGGAACGAGUUGUAAGCAUUCCAUGCACGCUAGAUUGUAGUGCAGUCCCACCAUCAUACGUUUCAUGGAACUGCAGCUACCAAUUUGUUCAUUUCUGAUAUCUCUAAAAGAUGUCAAAAUCUCUCCAGGCUCAUGAAGAAAUGUGUACUAUUUGAAUUCAGAAGAACAAAUGCCAACGCACUUUGGGAGGUCUGUAAGAUCUAUAAGAUCAUAAACAUAUACAUUAAUUAUUCUUUGUAAUUCAUACAGUAAAACAAAUGCAGUUGGCUUUAUUUUUGCA
This is a messenger RNA of Musa acuminata AAA Group (dessert banana), 2123 nucleotides long. RefSeq lists its product as uncharacterized. Bases 245 to 1858 code for a protein of 537 amino acids. The transcript is spliced from 6 exons. The record is from RefSeq and is a predicted model, not a curated record. NCBI's taxonomy places the organism in Eukaryota, Viridiplantae, Streptophyta, Magnoliopsida, Zingiberales, Musaceae.